Trypanosoma conorhini is the source of this 486-nucleotide messenger RNA. RefSeq lists its product as uncharacterized. Bases 1 to 486 code for a protein of 161 amino acids. The transcript has a single exon. The record is from RefSeq and is a predicted model, not a curated record. NCBI's taxonomy places the organism in Eukaryota, Euglenozoa, Kinetoplastea, Trypanosomatida, Trypanosomatidae.
AUGAGCACGGCCCGGACCACCGGCGGCUCUUCUGUAUUCACCGUGUUGUACGCCCCGACCAGCGGCAGUGCCCGGCAGCGACGGCGGUGGCUGUGCGGCAGGAUGUACGUCGGGUUCGACCGGACGACGUUGGUGGACGACGAAAGUCACAAGGCGGUGUGUGUUGCGUCGGGCACGGGGAUCCGCCCCAACGCGGGGUACGCAAUGAUGCAGGCGGCGGGUAACGGGGCGGAGUGGCAGUCGGGGACGGAGCUGGCGCUGCCGCGGUACGCCGUGCAGAUUGAGGAGGUGAUGCAUCUCCACCUUCUGCCGUAUGCGGCGUGGGACGGCAGCGACGCGGGGGAAGGGGCAGGGCCGGAGCAGGCGGGCGCAGCGUGGACGGUGACGUUGGAAAAAGGGAAAGGGAACGUGCCGCCCUCAUCAAGGCGUUCGUCGCAUGAACUUCUGCGGCAGCUUGAGAAUGCGUAUCCGCACUUCUACGCUUGA